This is a messenger RNA of Microplitis mediator, 1388 nucleotides long. RefSeq names its product 2-amino-3-ketobutyrate coenzyme A ligase, mitochondrial (gene Gcat). Gene Ontology annotation, biological process: L-threonine catabolic process; biosynthetic process. The transcript has 6 exons. The record is from RefSeq and is a predicted model, not a curated record. Lineage: Eukaryota; Metazoa; Arthropoda; Insecta; Hymenoptera; Braconidae. The coding region runs from base 135 to 1388 and encodes 417 amino acids. Gene Ontology annotation, molecular function: glycine C-acetyltransferase activity; pyridoxal phosphate binding.
AAAAUUUAUCGGGGAUCAGGCCGACUCGUUCCUGCUAGAUCAUGGAAACCUGUUUAUUGAACUAUAGACUGAGGAUCUUGGCCUUACACCCGAACUUGUAUUGGACUUAUAAAGAUAUAAAGUAGACAAAAAAAAUGUAUUCAGCACGAAUUACCUAUUGCAGACUUUUUUCUGGGUCCGUAAAAAUAAUAAAUGCCAGGACUUUUACCGCGUACCCGGAAAUUCUUGAGCCAGAACUAGCGGAAAUAAGAAAUGCCGGGACGUGGAAAAAUGAAAGAAUAAUCGUGUCAUCACAGAACAGAAAUAUUAAACUAAAUACUGGGCACAAAGUUCUCAACUUCUGUGCAAAUAAUUAUUUAGGAUUAUCGGACAAUCCAGAGCUGAUUACUGCGGCGAAAGAAGCGCUGGAUAAAUACGGAGCAGGAUUAAGUUCCGUGAGAUUUAUCUGCGGAACCCAAGACAUACAUCGGGAAUUGGAGUCAAAAAUUGCAGAGUUCCAUGGGCGAGAAGAUGCGAUCGUUUACGCCUCGUGCUUUGACGCGAACGCGGGUCUCUUUGAAAUUCUGUUGAAGCCCGAGGACGCGGUGAUAAGCGACGAACUGAACCACGCUUCGAUUAUCGACGGGAUCCGUCUCUGCAAGGCCCAGAAGUUCCGGUACAAGCACCGGGAUCUCGCAGACUUGGAAGCCAAACUCCAGGAAGCUCAGUCAGCUCGUCUGAGGCUCAUUGCAACUGAUGGUGUCUUUUCGAUGGACGGUAAUUUCGCUCCGCUGCCUGAGAUAAUUAAUCUGGCGAAGAAGUACGACGCGAUUACUUUUGUUGAUGACUGUCAUGCUACCGGAUUCAUUGGCAAAACCGGCAGAGGCACUGAAGAAUAUUUCAAUCAACUGGGAAAAGUUGACAUAAUUAAUUCGACAUUAGGAAAAGCAUUAGGUGGAGCCGCUGGUGGAUAUACGACUGGUUCAAAAAAACUUAUUGACUUGUUAAGACAACGCAGCAGACCUUAUUUAUUUUCAAAUGCUUUGCCGCCGCCAGUUGUUGCCGUUGGGAUUAAAGCAAUUGAGUUAAUUAUGAAUAAUCCAUCGCUGAUGAGUCGCGUUGAGGAAAACACUCAGCGUUUUCGAAAAGCAAUGACCUCAGCGGGAUUUGUAAUAAGCGGCGACAAUCAUCCAAUAGCUCCAGUAAUGCUCGGCGAUGCGAAAUUAGCAUCCACAUUUGCUGAUAAAAUGCUCGGGAGAGGGAUAUAUGUAAUAGGAUUCAGUUACCCGGUGGUGCCGAAAGGCAAAGCACGAAUUCGUGUCCAACUGAGUGCGUUACACACUCGGGAAGAUAUUGAUCGCACGGUAGAGGCUUUCAUUGAAAUAGGCCGGGGGCUUAAUGUCAUAUAA